UAGAUCAGUGAAUAUAUCCAUCUUUUUUUAACACCAGUAAAACUGUAUAGUGCGUUUUUUUCUAUACAUUGUAAGCGUUUUCGUUUAUUGAGGGAGUUGGUCAUAAUUUCGUCGGUUAUGGGUGUGUUUUUUAAUUAAUAAUUACAUUUAACGCAAAAAUGAAGAUAAGCAAGUGUUAUCAGUGUUUUAUCACUGUUAUUAUCACCACGUUUCUAUUGGUAACAGCAGCUCAAGAUUAUGAUUUUGUUAGAGGAAAUUAUGAGCUUAUUUAUAAAAGGAUAGAAUGGUGUACUACGAGUGUGUUAGAACAAACCAAAUGUUUACAUUUUUCCGAAGCUGUAGCAAGAGAUCAACAAAAUAUUGUUAGAGGUUUCGCAUUUUUAGUUAAUUGUACACAGGCAUUUAGUAAAGAUGAAUGUAUGUCAUUAUUAGAUGACGAAAAAGUCACUUUAACAACUUUAGAUGCCGGUCAAGUCUUCACUGCAGGCCGUUUUCACAGCUUAGUACCAAUUGCUAAAGAAGUUACUGAGUUAGGAGGAACUGAAUAUUAUUCAGUCGCAGUUAUAAAACGAAAUUCGUUACAAGAUGUUACAUCACUAAGAGAUUUAAGAGGUCGAAGAGCAUGUUUUCCAGGAGUUGGAACAAUGGCUGGUUGGGUUCUGCCAAUACACAUAUUAAUAAAAGAAGCUGGGAUGGAAAUAAUUGAUUGUAACAAUAUUGUUAAAACAGCAACAGAAUUUUUUGGGCCAUCUUGUGCUGUAAACGCUUUAGUUGACGCUAACAACCCAAUUGGCGACAAUCCCGAUAAAUUAUGCCAAUUGUGCGUUGGAAAAAUCCCUGGUGGGAAAUGCACGGAUGCUGAUCCUUACGCUGGUUACGACGGAGCAUUUAGAUGUUUAUUAGAAUCUGGAGAUGUUGCAUUUUUAAGAGAUACAACCGUAUUAGAACUUAUGAAAGGAACUGGAUUUAGUGGGAUUUCUGCUGAUAAUUUUGAGUUAUUAUGUAAAGAUGGCACCAGAGCACCAAUCGGUCAAGCGACACGAUGUAAUUGGGGUAGAAUACCCACAAAUGCAAUUGUUGUUUCUUCAGCAGCUACAAUGAAAGAAAGGCUUUUAUAUCAACAGUUUUUGAAUAAAGUUGCUGAGUUAUACGCAGAUGAUCACCAAGGAAAUGUAAAUCGACCACCAAAUGAUUUAGAAUAUGAUCAAUUUGGGAAUAGAGUUAGAAAUAAACGCCAAAAUUAUAAUUCUUAUAACAAUGAGAAUCCAUAUUCCAAUGAUAACAAACAAAAUAAUUAUGACAAAAAAGAUCCCUUUGAUAACAAUAAUAAUAAUCGCGAACGCGAUCGAACAUAUGAAGAUAGAUAUUUUUUGAAUCCAAGCAGAUUUGGUGAAAAUAUCGAUCCUUAUGGUGAUUUAAGACCAGAUUAUAGAGGCAGCGAAAAGUUUGAUCAACCAACAAAUUUCCAGUAUACAGAUAAAUAUGAAACAUUUUACUUAUUUCAAUCAUCUCCUAAAUAUGGAAGACAAAGCAAUUUAAUGUUUCAAGAUUCAACAAAGAGAUUUUUUGCCAUUCCCGAAAAUGAACAAACUUAUGAUGGUUAUUUGAAAGAAUUGGUUAGUGUUGUUGUUGGAAUAAGGUCGUGUCCAGUUAAAAGUAUGACUUUAUGUGUUACUUCUGAUGUGGAAAUGGAAAAAUGCAUUAAAAUGAAGAUAGCUUUAAAAGCACAACUAUUAAAACCAGAAAUGAUAUGCUACAAAGCUCACUCCCAAAUCAAAUGUAUGGCUGCAAUACAAAGCAGAAGUGCGGACGUGGCGGUUUUCGACGCCGGUGACAUUUACACCGCCGGAUUAAAAUACGAACUUAUUCCCUUCAUAAGCGAACUAUACAACUUAGGUUCACCCGAUUAUUACGUCGUGGCAGUAGCGAAAGAAACCGAUCCCGACACAGAUUUAACAUACUUACGAACGAAAAAUACAUGUCAUGGUGGUGUUAAUACCGGAGCAGGUUGGGUUUAUCCCUUAGCGUUUUUGAUUAGCAACGGUUGGAUUCGACCGUAUGGUUGUAACAGUAUGAGAGCUGCAGCUGAAUAUUUUACAAAAAGUUGUGUUCCUGGUGCUUUAAGUAAUGAAUACAACACCGGUGUACCUUACGAUAACAUGUGCGAUUUGUGUCGUGGUUCAAGUUUCCGAUAUUGUCGCCGCGAUGCUUCUGAAAUGUUUUAUGGGCAUACAGGAGCGUUUAGAUGUUUAGUCGAAGGAGGAGGAGACGUUGCCUUCGUUAAACAUACAACAGCUAUAGAAAACACCGGAGGAAAACGAAGGGAAUGGUGGGCGAGAGAUGCUUUAAUUGAUGAUUUUGAACUUUUAUGUCCAGAUGGAACAAGAGCUGAAGUUAACGAAUACCUAAAAUGUAAUCUAGGUAAAGUUAAAGCGAACGCGAUUGUAACGAGAGGUGGUUAUGACUACAACGAAACCGAAGUGAACGCUUUCAUCAAUUUAUUUUUGUAUUCUCAAACUUUGUAUGGAGGAAAAAUUCCCGAUGAGUUUAGUUUUAGCAUGUUUUAUUCACCACCACCUUACACCGAUUUAAUUUUCCAAGACGCCACGACUCAAUUGAAGGUUAUUCCAUCACAUCUUCGAGAAUAUUCGAAGUAUUUAGGGGGAGAUUUUAUGAGAGCUAAAAGAAUAGUUGAUUGUCACGCUGGAGCCGAAAGAUUUGAAAUUACAUUAUUUACUUCAAUUUUAUCUUUGAUCAUAGCUUUAUAUGUUUUAUAAGGUUCAAAUUUUUUUCCGACUGAUUUUUUUAUCGAAAAAAAAAACAAACAUGUAAAUAUUUUUUACCUAAAAUUAUGUUUAUUAAUUUUUUUAAUUGUAAAGAAUUGUUAUUGAACUAAUUUUAAAUAGUGUAGUAUAUAGGGAGGAUUAAAUCAGAAUAUGAGGCAAAAAGUGAGUAUCAAGUGCCUUGGUGUUAAUAAGAAUCUUUACGAUAUUAUCCGUCCAUUUUUAAAGAAUUUUCUGUAAGAUUUUUUAUACUUAAUACAAUUUUAUUUUUAUUGGUUUAAUA
This is a messenger RNA of Onthophagus taurus, 3066 nucleotides long. It is a transcript of the gene Tsf2, whose product is annotated as Transferrin 2. Gene Ontology annotation, biological process: iron ion transport. Gene Ontology annotation, cellular component: plasma membrane; early endosome; recycling endosome. The record is from RefSeq and is a predicted model, not a curated record. NCBI's taxonomy places the organism in Eukaryota, Metazoa, Arthropoda, Insecta, Coleoptera, Scarabaeidae.